Messenger RNA from Zea mays, 1408 nucleotides. Its product is annotated as GDSL esterase/lipase At4g16230. NCBI's taxonomy places the organism in Eukaryota, Viridiplantae, Streptophyta, Magnoliopsida, Poales, Poaceae. The record is from RefSeq and is a predicted model, not a curated record. Bases 1 to 1176 code for a protein of 391 amino acids. Gene Ontology annotation, molecular function: hydrolase activity, acting on ester bonds. The transcript has 5 exons.
AUGGCCAGCCGCGGCGGUGCGUUCGUGCUCCUCGUCCUGUGCUCGCUGCCCGUGCUCCUCGCGCCGCAGGCGGCGGGCGCCACGAUGAAGCCCCUCGUGCCGGCGAUGUUCGUGUUCGGGGACUCCCUGGUGGAUGUCGGCAACAACAACCACCUGCGCAAGUGCAACGACAGCUGCAAAGCCAACCACCGGCCCUACGGCGUCGACUACCCCAGCCACUCGCCGACGGGCCGCUUCAGCAACGGCUACAACAUGGCGGACCAGCUAGCUCAGCUGCUGGGCUUCGCGGAGAGCCCGCCACCUUUGCUCUCCCUGACGAACGCGGCGAGGCUCGGUCGGCUGAAGAGCACGUGCGGCAUCAACUUCGCGUCGGGAGGGUCGGGGCUCCUCCCUACAACCGGCGGCGCUUCUGUGUGCGGCGGCGAGGUGGUUUCCAUGGCCGAGCAGGUCGGCAACUUCACGCGUCUCGUCCGGACGUGGGAAAGGCAGAAGCGGAGACGGCAGGCAGCAGAGGCGGCCCGCCUCGUCUCCAGGUCCCUCGUCUUCAUCAGCGUCGGCAGCAACGACCUGUUCGAGUACAGCGACUUCUUCGCGGAUCCUAGGAACCGGAACGCCAGCCGCAACGACGCCGCGUUUCUGCAGGGACUCGUCGCUUUUUACGCGGCCUACGUGAAGGACCUGUACGCCGCCGGGGCAACCAAGUUCAGCGUCGUGAGCCCGUCGCUGGUCGGGUGCUGCCCGUCGCAGAGGAAGGUAGCGCGGGACUCGCACGACCUGGACGAGCUGGGCUGCCUCCGCGCGGCUAACAACCUCUCCGGCCAGCUAUACCUCAUGAUCGGCUCCAUGCUGCGGAACCUCAGCCAGGAGCUGCCCGGCAUGAAGUAUUCCCUCGGAGACGCCAUCGGCAUGGCAAGAUGGAUAUUCGCCCACGCUCGCAGGCCUCCCAACAAAUUCAGUUCGAUCGGCCGGCCGUGCUGCGGGUCAGGGGAUUUCGGCGAGACCGGGUGCAGCAGCAACGUUGAGCUGUGCCAGAACCGGAGCAGCUUCUUCUUCUGGGACAGGUUCCAUCCCACCGAGGCGGUGUCCGCGCUCACCUCGAUACAGCUCUUCUGCGACAACGGGACCUUCGUCCACCCGAUCAACGUGCAGCAGCUGGUGGCGUCGUCGCGGCCAUGACCGUACCGGACCAACACUAAUUUUAAUUUGCAUUGCUUGUGAUUUGUGAAUGCUCGUGCACCGACGAUGAUAUGCAUGGUCGUACGAUAUGAUAUCACUGCUGCUGUAAUACCAAUAAUAACAGUAAGCGUCAGUGUGGGUGUGUGUGACAAUUAUUAGGAGAUUGGUUUAUUAGGGCUACUACACUACAUAGAUGCAUUCUAGCUUGUGGGCGUCCAGCAGAAGGUUCUCA